AUGAAGUUCCUGAAUACACAAAGCAUGAGAAGAAUCCCGUUGUUGAGGCAGGGGAAGGGAUCAAUUCCUAGGAGCACAUCAGUUGCUGCCAUGGCGUCCAUUGUUGACAGGAAGACAAAGGUUUCGUUCGGUAGCCGCAGGAGUAUUAGUAGGUCUUAUGUCCCUACGCGAUGGGUUUACAAGCUGAGGGCGCAGUGGAAGCGAACAAUCGGGUGGCCGCAGAAGAGCAGCAACAGCAGCAGUUCACAGUUCAGCUAUGACAUCCGUAGCUACGCUCUCAACUUUGAUGAUGGUGGUUGCCUUGAUCAGGUCCUUAGAAGCCAUGUUGUUUCUAGAUGA
This is a messenger RNA of Linum tenue, 339 nucleotides long. The record is from the annotation of a GenBank genome assembly. NCBI's taxonomy places the organism in Eukaryota, Viridiplantae, Streptophyta, Magnoliopsida, Malpighiales, Linaceae.